Molecule: messenger RNA, 591 nt
Organism: Triticum turgidum subsp. durum (durum wheat)
Lineage: Eukaryota; Viridiplantae; Streptophyta; Magnoliopsida; Poales; Poaceae
Source: the annotation of a GenBank genome assembly
AUGAGGGCGUCGAGAUCAGGCAGAACGCCGCUCAUGGUUUCACUGUGCCUGCUCUUCUGCCCCAUCAGGAACGCUGCUCACACACUCAUUAAGGAACUGGUGGGUUCCACAGGGCCCAAACCCACUGUCAUGCAAGAAAAAGAAAGCAAAGCCCCAACCAUCAGCUGCUCAAUCAUCAGGUGUAGAACUGAUAGUAAGAUGGAGAAGAGUUUGAAAAAGAACCACCCUCACCCUGGCCACCCUCGCGCCACCGCGGCGCCCAAGCCGUUCACCGCCGGCACCAGUCUGUUCACCAGUGACACAGAGGCCGUUCAACGAUGCACUGGUGAGUUUGACCUCGACGCUUAUGGCAGUCCCACAAGGACGAGUGUGGUCUAUGAUCAAGCUGUUGGUUCCCAAGCAAGUUCCUGGCUGAAGGUGGGCUUCCACGUUGAGGUGUGGAACGCAAUGUACAUGGAGAUCCCGAUGGAGUACGAUGAUGGCAAUGUGGCGCAGGUGGACCUCAUGGAGUUUGGCUGGGCUGGCGGCGGUCGGCGCUGGACGCGGGUGCAUGAGUUGUGGGGCUCCAUCUGUCGCACAAACAUUUGCUGA